CCGGCCCGCGCCACUGAGCGGGUCCCCCAUGGGGCGCCACUCGGUGGUGCCGGCCGCCGCCGGCGACGACGGCCGAGAGACAUGGGGCAAGAAGGUCGACUUCCUGCUCUCGGUCAUCGGGUUCGCCGUCGACCUGGCCAACGUGUGGCGCUUCCCGUACCUCUGCUACAAGAACGGAGGAGGGGCGUUCCUGGUGCCCUACUCCAUCAUGCUGGUGCUGGGCGGGAUUCCACUUUUCUUCAUGGAACUCUGCAUUGGCCAGUUCAAUCGUAAGGGGGCAAUCACCUGCUGGGGCAACCUGGUGCCCCUCUUCAAAGGGGUCGGCUACGCUGUCGUUCUUAUUGCAUCUUACGUAGACCUAUUUUACAACGUGAUACUUGCAUGGUCGCUGCGCUAUUUCUUUUCGUCAUUUGCGUAUGAGCUUCCUUGGACCAACUGCAAUAACACAUGGAACACGGAAAACUGCGUGGAGGUCGGGGAGAAAUACUCAAACUACUCUUCGAUGCUUGCAAGAAAUGAAAACGUCAACUUGACUGUUCUGGAGAUGAAUCAGACCUCGCCGGCUGAAGAAUAUUGGAUGUACAACGUGCUGGAAAUCGACAAGAGCAACGGGAUUACAGACUUGGGAGAAGUCAAGUGGGAUCUGGCGCUAUGUCUGCUGGCUGUGUACCUCAUCUGCUACUUUUCACUUUGGAAAGGGAUAGCGACAUCUGGGAAGGUGGUGUGGUUCACGGCCCUGUUCCCGUACGUGGUGCUCAGCAUCCUCCUGGUGCGUGGCGUCACCCUGCCCGGCGCGCUCGACGGCAUCCAGUACUACCUGUACCCCGACUUCACCAAGCUCACCAAGACCAGCGUGUGGGUGGAUGCAGCGACGCAAAUAUUUUUCUCCCUUGGACCAGGCUUUGGGGUCCUCCUCGCUUUUGCGUCAUACAACAAGUUCCACAACAACGUCUAUAAGGACGCCAUCAUCACCAGCUUGAUCAACUGCGGUACCUCCUUCGUGGCCGGAUUUGUCAUCUUCUCUGUCCUCGGAUACAUGUCCCACAUUUCUGGAAAACCGAUAGACAAGGUAGCACAAGAAGGUCCCGGCCUGGUGUUCGUCGUGUAUCCGCAAGCCAUCGCCACCAUGCCAUGCGCCACCCUCUGGGCCAUCCUCUUCUUCAUGAUGCUGCUCACCCUCGGCCUGGACAGCUCGUUCGGCGGCUCGACGGCCGUCAUCACCGGGCUCAGCGACGAGUUCCCCAUCAUCCACAACAACCGGGAGAUCUUCAUCGCCAUUCUCUUCACGAUCGACUUCCUGAUCGGCCUUAUCUGCUGCACUCAGGGAGGAUUUCUGGUUUUCCAACUCUUAGAGAAGUAUGUGUUCGGUUUCUCCAUUCUUUGUGCUGUAUUCUGUGAAGCUAUCGCUGUCUCCUAUAUAUACGGUGUUGACCGUUUGGUCAACGACAUCAACGAAAUGAUCGGCUUUCGACCUGGUCUCUACUGGAAGAUGUGUUGGAAGUUCAUUGGCCCCAUCUUCAUCGGGGCGAUGAUCAUAUUCGUAUUGAUCGACCACCAACGAUUGGAAUACAAGGGCUACCCCUUCCCGGAGUGGUGUAACAUCAUCGGCUGGGUGAUGGCGCUGAGCAGCGUCAGCAUGAUCCCCGGCAUGGCGCUCUACCAGAUCGCCACCACCCCCGGCACGCUAUACGAGCGAAUCAAGAUCACCACCACGCCGGCCAAGGACCUGGUGGCCGUGACUUCCGCAUCGAACGGCGUGUCCGGCUCGGACAGCCACCACACCAUCAAGCUGACGGGUGGCAUCCCGCGCGGCUCCACCUCGGUGUAGGCCUGCAGCUGAGGCCGCCGGCGGGGGCUGGCGUCCGUCCCGCGCGGCUCCACUUCGGUGUAGGCCUGCAGCUGAGGCCGCCGGCGGGGGCUGGCGUCCGUCCCGCGCGGCUCCACUUCGGUGUAGGCCUGCAGCUGAGGCGGCCGGCGGGGGCUGGCGUCCGUCCCGCGCGGCUCCACUUCGGUGUAGGCCUGCAGCUGAGGCCGCCGGCGGGGGCUGGCGUCCGUCCCGCGCGGCUCCACUUCGGUGGAGGCCUGCAGCUGAGGCCGCCGGCGGGGGCUGGCGUCCGUCCCGCGCGCGACGGCAGCGCUCUCGGCUCGCGGCGGCGACCGCCGCACUCAUCUGAUGCGGGAUGGGUGUGACGAGAGUGAUGUGGCCUGCGCCCGAGCUCCUUCAUUUUCCGCUGAAGCUGGCCCCUUUAGUACAUCGAUUUGCACAACGGAGGAGGAAGGAACGGCGGGCUGAGGCGAAACGCUUGAGAAUGGGCUUUAUCUUCGUAAGCUUUAUAGAGAGUUUCUGUACGUAUUGUUGUAUUGACGUUAGAUUGAGCGUGUUAGAUUGUAUAUGCGGCACAUCAGGUGAGGACUACGAGGCCAUCCAGUGCGUGCUUUGGUGUUUAAUGUGCGAAGAAACGUUCCGAUGUUGGCAUGCAUCUUUGCAACGAUAGAUAAAUCCUGUCGGCCGCGCAAAAGUGCAGCACAACAGCCAUUGCUGCAUGUUUGAACUUCGCAGACGGAGAUACGUGAUCGAUGUUCAUUCGCUUACUGUUCGCUAAAACCUAUGACGUUUGUCGUUUAUAUGAUGAUGAUGGUAGAGUAGCAAUAAGUCUCAUCUUGUUCGUAGCGCGGUUGUAUUGCAAUUACUGUAAGGCUCGCCGGGGCAGUGCGGUGGAAUCCGACCAGAAAAUGGGAGUCCUGUUAGAAUAAAGCUUACUUGAC
This is a messenger RNA of Pollicipes pollicipes, 2766 nucleotides long. It is a transcript of the gene DAT, whose product is annotated as Sodium-dependent dopamine transporter. Lineage: Eukaryota; Metazoa; Arthropoda; Thecostraca; Pollicipedomorpha; Pollicipedidae. Gene Ontology annotation, molecular function: dopamine:sodium symporter activity. Bases 29 to 1828 code for a protein of 599 amino acids. The record is from RefSeq and is a predicted model, not a curated record. Gene Ontology annotation, biological process: amino acid transport; dopamine uptake involved in synaptic transmission; sodium ion transmembrane transport. Gene Ontology annotation, cellular component: neuronal cell body membrane; axon; presynaptic membrane. The transcript has 14 exons.